Molecule: messenger RNA, 3771 nt
Organism: Aspergillus steynii IBT 23096
Lineage: Eukaryota; Fungi; Ascomycota; Eurotiomycetes; Eurotiales; Aspergillaceae
Product: putative nuclear pore complex subunit Nup85
Exons: 3
Coding region: 234-3665 (1143 amino acids)
Biological process (GO): protein import into nucleus; mRNA export from nucleus; positive regulation of DNA-templated transcription
Cellular component (GO): nuclear pore outer ring
Molecular function (GO): structural constituent of nuclear pore
Source: RefSeq, a predicted model, not a curated record
GCGAUGGCUGUUGGGCAUUGAAGACCGCCAUUCACUCUGCAGUCUGCCGUCAACCUUCACUUGCCAACCUCCGAAGAUUUGCGCCCCUGCGUUCCUCGAAUUGUCUAUUCCCCAAGCUUGGGGUGGCGCUGCUUAUCCUGAAGAUAUCCAUACCUCUCCGAUCUCCAGAUUAAUUUUGUUUAUUUCUCCGCCUCGCUGUCCCAACACCUCCCUUAUCUCUUGACACAUCCAGCAUGUCUUUCAAGGUCCCUUACGAUUCGAGCCCUCCGUCGACCCCCGGAAAAGGCCGCAGUUUUCUCAGCAAUGUCUCCAUGACUCCUGCGGGCGCUCCGUCCGAAGCCAACUCCUUUACUCCUCAAGGACCGCCGCCCUCUACGGUCUACGGAAGCUCCCAAAUGAGUUCUCGAUCGCAGUUUGACUCCCCGCAGGCCCUGUUUACGAAAUCGGGCAACAUCAACCCCAACGACAGCAUCUUCGGAUCCUCGAUUGCGUCCAAUGAUUAUCCAGUCCCGCGGGGGAGACAAGCAGCGCCGGCCACCCGAUCUUUCGCCGCAUCCUCGGUCUUCAGCGUGGGGAGCAGUCGCUUCGGCGACUCUUUCAAUUCGCAGGCGCCGAAUGAUUUUGGAUCGUCGCAAAUGGGUGAAGAUCCAGGCUCGGAUGCCGACGGGGACGAGGAGAUGCUCCCAGAAGAAGAAACAGAAGAGCGAGCUGACAAGAACACGGGGAUUGCACAACAACCACCGAAACCAAGCAACCCCUUCAGUUUCCUGGACUCGCAGUUGUCAAAGCCCCUGUUUCCGCCACCGUCGAAGCCGGCAGAGCAACGGAAGCCAAUAUUCGCCAAUCCAGACAACGCCAAGCGCCCGAAGCUUGACGACAAAUGGGCGGAGCAAUCUCCUCUGCGCAAAACGAAGCUGUCACCCAAGAAGGACUCCGCGAUGCCAUCUAUCGUGCGCAACUUUGCUUCCCGGUCGCGCGUCACAUCGGUCGAGGAGUCUAGCGAUCUCAUCAUCGAAACGGAGGACGAAAUCUGCAACAUGUAUGACGCCGCGAAACAGGCUGGGUUCCGGGAGUCGGAAGUCAAUGCUACUUUCUCGGAUACGUGCACUAGGCUGGUCGACAUCUGGAAGUCGCACGCAGGGCGGAAUGCUUCGCGGGCAGGGGGUAUCGGUCCGGGCGACCAUGCCCCCAACGUCGCCAAGGCAGGCUUUCUGGGAUCGCUAUUGAUUCAGCUGCAUCACCCUCCUUUGGUGCAUGCGAGGACUGGUGGCUUUGCAGGCCCUCUUGGUUUUCCUGCUCCGCGCGCCCUAGUGCCUGCUGGCUUUCGGUCCGAUUUCCUCACGCCCAUGCCCAAGGUCCUCCUGGACUGGCUCAAUCGUAACCACGCUCAACAAGCAUCCGAUCUUCAUGCCUUGAAGGAGACCGAGCCGAAUCCUACGGCGUCGCCAAAUUUCUGGGAGGCCAUCAACACCGCGGUUCUGCGUGGACAUCUUUCACAGGCGGCCGAGGUCUUGCGAUCUGCUGAUUUCAACUACGCCAGGUCUGCGUUGGAGGAUGGACUACCGCAGACUGGCUACAAGGGUGCCCAGCUGCAGAACAUCCAGAAGUGUGUCAACCGGGCUCUUCAGGUUCUGACUGCAUGCCCCUGCAUUCGCGAUGACUGGGAUGUCAGAGGCGCGGAGUGGGGUCUGUACAGGAAACGUGUGGUUGCGGCGGUCGCUGAUUUGGAGGAGUUCGCCGAAGGAAAUGAGCAGCCGGAGCCGGAGCCUCCAGUCCUAGGAAACCGGUUCCAGGCGGCCAACUUCGGGUUAAAGCCGAGCUCUAACACGCAAGAAUUCUCAUUCACUCAGUCUUCACGGAUGGCGGAGAGCCGAGUUCCCUGGGCUAUCUAUCAGAGCCUCAGAUCGCUAUACCGCAUCCUGCUUGGCGACACAGCGGCUAUCAUGCGGCAAUCCCAGGAUUGGAUUGAAGCCACCGUCGCUUUGACCGUGUGGUGGGAUGGCGAGGAUGAUGAAGAUGCCCCCGUCCAGCCUAGCGGGCUCAAUUCUCUUACCAACCAGUUCUUGCGUCCCCAGCUGGCGAAGACGCAGACUCCGGCCGGCGGCAACAAUCCACCGGGCACCUACCUUCGUCGCCUGGAAUUGGCCUUGAGUAGCGCAACCAACCAAGAGCAGGACAACGCCGGAUUCCGUAUAAAUUCUCUGAGCAGUCUCGAGGUUGGACUGGCUUCUGUUUUCGAAGGAGACGUCAGCGGUGUGAUCGAGCUACUCCAGACAUGGUCGCUCUGCGUGGCGUCUGCCGUGGGCGAGGUCGCGGCCGCCGGCGGCUGGUUAGACACGGCGUCGGGCAAGAAGCCGCUAUCAGGCUUGAGCGAGAACGAUCUGAUGGUGCUCUCAUACGGACAAGAUAACAGUGCUUCGUCGCGCAAGGUGAACAAAGACGAUCUGCUAAGCGACUACGCGUCGGGUCUGUUUGAGCGGCCUCGUGUUGAGAACGAAUCUGGUUCUCGCACUGGAUGGGAGAUGGCAUUGGAAGUCAUGAGCCGCCUAGACAACAAGGACAAGAUGCAAAAGAAGGUGUCAGAGAUGGUCGACACGCUCCCUCUCAAUGACGCAAUUGAAAUGGAUAAGGUGGUGCUGCUGUGCUCCGAGCUAGGAUUGCAUCAGGAGGGACGACGGGUUUCCGAGCGUUUCGGAGAUCUUACGGUCGACGAGGGUGAAGAAUACGGCCUUGCCUUGAUGUGCUACGCUCGAGCGCAUAACCGCCACAAGGUCAAGUCUGUUGUGGAUCUUCUCAUUUCCUACAGUCUGGUGCAAUCCCGCGCAUAUCCCGCCACCCCCGAUCUUGACACGCAGCUUGCUACCCUGGUGAAGGAGCCGAAAACUUGCCUUUCGUCUAUUGAGGCCAUCGACGAGGAGGCUGCCAGUAUCAUCCAGUUUUACUUUAGUGGAUACGCGACUUUGCGGCGAUUCUACGAGACGAGAGACGAGGCCAUCGGUCUCACCGAGGGGCAGCGGCCUCGCUUCAAGCCUCUUGCGAGACGGCGAGUCGCAGCCAAGGCAUUGGUCGCGGUCAUUAGCAGUGCUGCAGACAGUAUCUACGGUGGACUUUUCGAUCCCGAGCGAGACUCUGCGAUUCAGGUGGAUGGGCUGUUGGUGCUGAUGGGAGAGGCCCUUGCUUUUAUCGAUCAACCCACCCCGAUGUUUUCCGUGUCCCAGCAGUUUGCCAUUCUGUCUGCGAUCGAGGAUCUUGAAACCGUCACUCCGCGAGUCUACGCCCAAUGCGCUGAAUGCUUCCGCGCGACGCUCCUGCAGUAUCGGUCUCUGGAACAUGCGUCUUCUGGCGACCGAUCACCGGCCGAAGCCUUCGUUUUGCCGCCUUCUCGCGAACUUCUCAAGAAGUCCGUGACUUCGCUUGCACCGCCGAGCACAUUCUCAUUCCUUGGAAACGACGUGGUUGGAUCUGCCCGGAAUCGGUCGAUGUCCGGCUCUGGCGCCGGCUCCGGGGUACUGGUCGCGCGCCCGGGAGACGGAGGCAGUUCCCACGAGCGAGGCUGGGACUGGCGUGCGGCAUUACCUGAGGAUGUGAAAGGGGAGGAGGUACUCCGAAUGCUGCGAUUGGGAUUAGCCCGGGGGUUGAGCGCGGGGGCCCUCGGGUCAGUUUGAUAGAAUGGCGGCGCAAAAGUCCACGCAUAGCAUUGUAUGUUCUGUAUGAUCGGGAAGUUCUGUUUUCGUCUCUUGUGAGAUAAGAGUCAAUAAAGCUUAAUCCUGC